This is a messenger RNA of Encephalitozoon cuniculi GB-M1, 1665 nucleotides long. RefSeq lists its product as uncharacterized. Gene Ontology annotation, biological process: SRP-dependent cotranslational protein targeting to membrane; post-translational protein targeting to endoplasmic reticulum membrane. NCBI's taxonomy places the organism in Eukaryota, Fungi, Microsporidia, Unikaryonidae. Gene Ontology annotation, molecular function: RNA binding; transmembrane protein transporter activity. The transcript has a single exon. The record is from RefSeq and is marked provisional. Gene Ontology annotation, cellular component: Sec62/Sec63 complex. Bases 1 to 1665 code for a protein of 554 amino acids.
AUGGCAUAUGACUAUGAGUACGACGAGUCUGGGCUUGCAUCGAGCUAUCUGGUACUAUCGAUGCUAGUUCCUGUGGCUCUAUACAUGACAUAUGACUUGAUUGAGACCCCUCCUCUUCGGAGAGUGCGAUGUGCCUGCCAUGGAUGCAGGAACAAGAAUGUGAGCAGGAAGACGAAGAGGAAGGUGUUUACUACGGUUGCAUGGCUUGUGAUAUCAUACCUGAUAAGUAACAUCAGGACUCUGAAGAUUGAGUACAGAAGGGGGUUUGAUCCUCUUGAGGUGCUUGGAAUUGACCAGGACACGGGGGAGAGGGAGAUUAAGAAGAGGCUUCGGAUGCUUUUGAUGAAGUACAACCUCAGCAAGGCGCCUCCCGAGUUGCGGUCGGAGUAUGAGGAGAAGCAGAAGACUGUCAACAAGGCGUACGGGCUUGUCAGCAACAAGAAGAGAUACGAGGCGUGGCUGAACAGCGAGUCGAAGACUGGGGAGAUAGUUGCGAUUCCCAAGGUGAUUGUCAGGAGGGGGAUGUAUGCAUUUGUCAUGUACUCGCUGCUGCUUGGGGUGUUUCUCCCGCGAUGGGCGUACAGGAGAUGGCGGGAGAUCCGUGAUCUCAACAAGGUGGGAGUGAAUUUUGUCACGAUGGAGAUGUUCUAUGAGAGGAUUGACGGAAGGAUGAACCAGGGGAAAUGUACUCUUGAGAUGUACACAGGCCUGAUUCUUAUUAUGGCAAGGUCUGUUGAGUUUGCUGAGUACAGAUGGAAAAGUAAUGUUGAGGGGCUCCGAGGCAGGAUUGAGAGCAACUUUGCAUUUCCGCUGAAGGAGUGCGGGAAGGAGAACAAGGGGUAUCUUGUGCUGAUGGACCAUCUGUUCCGGAUUGGGCAGGCAGCAAGAAGCGAUGUUGAGUAUGCCCAGAGGGUGUCUCUUCGGCUGAUAGAGGGGAUGAAGGCGAUUGGGAUUGCUAAGAGAUACGGGAAUGUUGUGAAGAAUCUUGUGGUUCUCGAGGCGAUGAUAAUCCAGGCGGUGUUUGAUCCUCGAUACUUCCUGCUCCAGAUUCCGUUUGUGAGGUUUGAAGACUUAUUUAUCCAGGAGAAGAGCAAGGAGAGGGUGUCUGCCGAGGGGUAUUUGGGAGCGAUUCCUGGAGGAGAGCAUCGGGAGUCGGCUCUGAAUGUGUACAACAGCAUUCCUCAGGUUGAGAUAAGCGAGUUCAGUGCGUCUGUGAUUGAGACUGGAGCCAUCAAGAACGACAGCUCUGACUCGGAUGUUUCUGAGGCUGAGGAUCUGGCGACCAGGAACGACUCUGAGGAGGCUGUGCGGGGUGCGAAGUGCGAGCAAACUGUGUAUGUUAUUCCUGGGGGGUCGAUUGCAACUGUCAGCGUUACUCUGGACAGGAGAUGCCAGGGAGAUGUGGCGGACAAGGGCGGCAAGAUGAUAGUGCAUGCGCCCUUUAUGAAGGAGGCGUUUUCUGUCAAGUGGAUUGUGAUGCUGACUGUGGAUAAUGUGAUUUAUGGUAAGAUACAGGUUGUGGACGACUUUGAGAAGAAGGCAAAUGUCAGGUUCAGCAUUGAUGUUGGGGAGCUGAAGAAGACGUGUGAGUGCAAAGUGUUUGUUGGGUGUGGAGAGUAUCUAAAUAGAAAUGUGGAGAAGAGUAUUAUAAUCAAAGUUGAAUAA